CUUCGCGACUUGAACAGUUGGAAAACCGAGAAAGCGCCGCGGCGCUCGCUGACAUGAAGUUAAUUGAUGUGAUUAUAUACCUAAUUGCCAUUUUGAUCUUCAUCUAUUUGCUGCUGGAGUAGCGGAAGAAGCCAAAAGUCACUCGACAUUUGCCCAGAGCUUUCUACAAGCAAUAAAACAACGAAACACAGUCUAAUUCCCAACCAACAUGAGGCCUUUCCUGCUGCUCGCCCUGAUCUUGGCGCUGGCCAACUGUGAACAGCGUCCCCUGGUCUUCACCAACUGGCCGCCCAAAAGCGCCAAGCAGCUAAGUCGUCCCGCUGCCGUGGGAUCCGCUGGAGGAGCUGGUCCGCCAGGCAAACAGCGCACCCUGGUCGUCCAAAUACGCAGCGACCAGCCGGUGCCCUUGGUACUGAAGGGUCGUCCUGGCCAUGGUCCCCACACCCAUGCCGCCCACCUGGCCCAUCCGCACUCCGUGCAUCCCCAUGUCCUGUCUCACGCCCACUCGCAUGCCCACCUGCACUCGCAUCCUCUGAUCCAUGUGCCCCAGCAUCAGUACCAACACCUAAGAGGUCCUCCUCGUCCCAUCAAGCUGAGCGGUCCGUCUCCAGUCUACCUGAAGCCGGCUACAGCCCUGCGAAAGCCCCUGAAGAUCAAGCUGAACAAUGUCAAGCCCAAGGCGAAACCCACUUUCGGAUACGACAAGCCCCUCAAGUACGAGAAGCCCUCGGCCGUGAGCUACAGCGAGCUCCAGAAUCUGCCGCUGGACACGCACAACAACUUCAACACCGAGCACUUUGCACCCAUUUACACGGUUCCCGCACCGAACCUGGGCGACAACCACCUGGAUGUGGAGGAGGGUCACCUCGACUCCUCCUACCUGUACACGCCCCCCUCCCAGACCCCUCCCCCAUCCGCCCGACCCCAGACAUACUUGCCGCCGAAGUACAGUGUGAAUGAGGACGAGACGAAUGACCAAACCAUCCGCGAUCCCAUUUCGGGUUCGCAGAAACUCUUUGCCCCAGAUCCGGAUCCCUCGCUGCCCACCACCAAGAUUCGUCCAGCCACCGAAUCGUUCAAUACACCGAGCAAUAACAAGCCGCUGCCAGCCGAUGUGCAGAGCAAUCAUCUGCCCGCCCAGCCUCUGGUUCAGAUUGUGGGUGCCCAGGCGGCAGCUCAAACAGCGCCUGAGAUAUAUCCCAUCCAGUAUGCCCAGCCGGCUGUCCAGUCGCAGUCCUUCAUCGCCGCCAUUCCUGCUGCCCACAUCCCCAUCUACAAUCCCACGUACCUGGUGACGCAGUCCAACCAGCUCUACUCGGCGCACAAGCAGCAGCUCUUUAAGCCCAGCCCGGAACCGGUGGUGGAGUCGGGCUACGUGAACGCCGAUCUCACCCAGGAGGUGGCCAGCAACGGGCAGAUCCUGCAGGCGGCCAAGGAUCCGCAUCACAACAUCCACCCCGUGCUGGACUCAGCACCCCAAUACGCUGCUCUGAUAGCCGCUCCGGCCUUGGGUGAUCCUGGCGAGAGUGCCUACGAGACGGCCUCCUUUCACCUGCCCAACGUGGCUUCGGCGGUCACAGCCUCUGUCCCAGAGGGCGGCUUCGUAGUGUCCAACUUCUAUGGUCACGCCCACGACUCGUCGCAGUUGCUGCAGGCCUACGCAGAGGAGGAGGCACGCCGCCAGCAACUGGAGACAGAGCAUGCUGCCAUCGAGCUACAGAAGCAGCAGCAGUUACAUCUCGAGGAAUUGAAGGCACAGGCCCAGGAGCAACAGCAGCAACAUCAAUUCCAUCUGGAGGAGUUGAGGGCCCAGGCGCAGUAUCAGCAGCAGCAACAACAGCAGUUCGAGGAGUUGCAGGCCCAGGCACAGGAGCAACACCUGCAGCAGCAGCACCAGCAGCAACAGUUGCAGUUGUUGCAACUGCAGCAGCAACAGCAACAGUUGCAGCAGCCUGUGCAACACCAUCCGCCGCAGCCACAAGUACAACAUCAGCAACAGCAACAGCAACAGGUGCAGCAGCAGCAGCAACAAGUUGCACAGGACCCAGCAGCAAGUGCCUUCGAGGAGCACCAGCGACUGGUGCAGCAGCAAUUGGGCGCCAAUACGCCACUUCGCAUCUUUGUGCCCGACGAGGAGGCCGCCGAAUCGCGGUUGCAAAAACGGUCGGAUGACCUGAAGAAGGGCACGGUGGAGGAUGUGUCCAGUGCGGGUCUGGAGGGCGACAGCGAGGAGUCAGCCAAAGAUUUGUUCGAGGUCUCCACCUCCGUCGAAGUGGCCGGCGAGCAUCUCACGGCCAGCAGUAAUUAGUUAAGGCACAUUUAGUCUUCGACGCUGUUUAAAAAUAUUUAUUUACACACUCAUUUGUAAAAAACGCAUUCAUGUAGCGAGCAGUCGGUAGUUUAAUAAAAAUAACCAUUAAUUUAUUCAAA
Messenger RNA from Drosophila biarmipes, 2430 nucleotides. RefSeq lists its product as uncharacterized. The record is from RefSeq and is a predicted model, not a curated record. Bases 209 to 2308 code for a protein of 699 amino acids. Lineage: Eukaryota; Metazoa; Arthropoda; Insecta; Diptera; Drosophilidae. The transcript is spliced from 5 exons.